Molecule: messenger RNA, 2444 nt
Organism: Haliotis rufescens (red abalone)
Lineage: Eukaryota; Metazoa; Mollusca; Gastropoda; Lepetellida; Haliotidae
Exons: 5
Coding region: 106-1767 (553 amino acids)
Source: RefSeq, a predicted model, not a curated record
CAGGUAGGUCCACAGCGUCUGGGAAGACAGGUGACAUGAUUUCCUUCAGUAAAAAGACGCUUAACAUGUCUGGGGAGCUCAGGUGUGCGUGGAUCGUGUUUGGGGAUGCGACAAAGGAACACUAGUGGUACGGCGACUGAGAAACAUAUGGGCUCUUUCCCAACUGAGAAGAUGCGAUUCCGGCCGUUAAGGACCCUUGAGUUGGUCCUCCUGAUCCUUGUGUUGUGGGCCGCCUGCACCUUUCUGUUGUGGCGGGUGCGGGGCCCUUGCCCAGGACCAAGGGAACCUACCAACUGUGGGGAACUUGCAAGAAUCGCCAAGCCCCUUCAACCAGCCCCGGAACCUUUGGACUCUACGUCCCACCCCACCCCCAUCCACGCUAGCCCCACCCACGCCUUCUCCAACAUCACCCCUGUCUACAUCGUGGAGGAACAUCACGAAGUGUUGAAGUACUGGUACAGCGCAGCCAACAAAGGGCUCAUACCAAAAGGGGGCAACGUUGUGCUGCAUAUCGACGGACACUCCGACGGCGCCACUCCAUUCGAGUGGAACAUCAUCCCGCUUUUCCGUCAUCCUAGGAACAGCGAGGAGAUCACUGACAUGAUGCAGCAGAAUGAUGUCUUCAUGGUCGCAGCAGCGAUGACAGGACUGAUCACCCGCUACAUAUGGGUGUGGCCGCCCUGGGACACCAGCGACGGCGAGCAUCCCGAUCAGGUAGACUACCAGCGCAUGGACGUCAGGGCCGGAACCACCUUCAAACUCGUCAACGGCAAGAAGGUUAAGGAACUCUGCGCAUGCUUCUCAACGGGGCCCAUAAAGAAGGAGAAGUACUGCGUCAUGAACAAUAUCACCGUGGACUCUGAGGACGAGAGCGGGAUCCCCAUAGAGGAGUCGGCGUGUACGUUCCGGACGUCGGGGAUCAUUGAGAUUGUCAGUGAGCGGAAAGCCAUUUUGUUGAUCAAGUCUGGCAAGUGGCUCACUCACAGUGACAACGUUAUUCUCGACAUUGACGAGGACUACUACGGCUGUGAGGCGGCGGUGUUGCCUCUUUAUAACUCCGGACUGAAAGAAUCUGAAAUCAGAGACAUCAGCAUGUGGGUACAACUUCUCGUCUGCGCGCAGGGAACGACAGACGAGAGGUCGGUAGAUAACUUCUUCAACUCCGUCCUCGAGUCUAUCAUAGACUUUAAACAACUGUGUCAGUCGGGAUUAAUGCAACGUGACGCAUGCAACGAUAAGGGGCUCAGAACAGCUUUCUGGAGUCGAGUCCCAGCGAUGCUUAAAGAUCUUCAAGGACGAAUUCAUGGGCAUUUUUGUAGACGGAACCCUGAUUUUAUUUUGAAGAUGAUGUUGGCAAAACUGGUUACCUUCACAACGGAUCAGCUCCGUUCAUUGUCCCAAGUUGGUGUCUGCCUCAAUAUGUCCCCCAAAACGCUUGAGUUCAACCACAAGAACAACAUGCGUAUGUGCGACGGCUACAACCGCCCAAACGAUACGAUGGUGGUAUUUCAUACCCCGGAUGUAGAGGAGAUUGACGAGAGGACGGAGGCUAUGGAGAUGAUUCUAGAUGGGAGGAGGUUCGCUCCAAAGCUCGUUACAAUAUGUCGUUCUGUCCGGGACGGCUACACACCAAAGAAAUACUUUCAGAAAAUAGAAGGCGAUGUGUUAAGCGUUUUGCAAAAUUCGUUCUCGAAAAUAUCUGAAAAUUUUAUAUUAUAUGAUUCUGAUUUGUUAGGUGGUCCAACGGGAUGGUACGGGAGGCAUUGAAUAUCAUGUGUAGAGUGUUAAAAGUUACCUGUAACGAUUCACCGAAUUGCCAUUGAAUCCUGUGUAGCGAUAUUAGUAUCGCAUAGUGGGGCUAUGAUUUUGUGAACUUCGGAAAACACGUUAUGUGAUAUGAAAAUGAAAUGCAAAAUUAUGUUGUUCAAACGGUGAACAAAUGUUCUCAAGUCAUAACUGUUUAACGUUCAUUGAACAUGUUGAGGUUGGUUUUCUUUUGGCCUUAUCUUUGAUGCAGAUAUUUAACCGUAUGACAUCACGUCCUAGCUGUAUGUCAGUGCAUAUUGUAGUGUAUAGGGUAUCGUUACAGUCCUAGGAUAUAUGUAUUUCAAUAUUGUCAAUAUAUUACUUAGAACAUUUUAAAGAAAUAGCUUCGUUUUUCAAAGGAAAAUGUAUGUGAGUAUUUGUGGUCGUGAAAGGGGGUUUGGUUUGUGAAUGUCCACAGUUAAAUGUCAUACGAUUGUGGUGCAAAUAUGUCGUCAGUGACGUAUGUCACGCCAUGAUGUAUGUUUAUAGGGUAAUUUGCCUUAAAGAUAACCUUGAGUGAGUGCGUGAAUGUAGACAGCAAUGUUCCAGCUUUAUCAGCGCGAGCUGUUACAAUCUCAUUAAAAUCAGAUCUUAGUUCUCGCUACCGCUAAACAAAGAUCUGAGGACAUCUCAUUACG